Messenger RNA from Rubroshorea leprosula, 570 nucleotides. The record is from the annotation of a GenBank genome assembly. NCBI's taxonomy places the organism in Eukaryota, Viridiplantae, Streptophyta, Magnoliopsida, Malvales, Dipterocarpaceae.
AUUUUGAUUUUGAUGGAUGGAUGAAUGGAAUGACUGUUGUUCUCUGUUGUGCAUGAUUUAGAGCCAACUGAUGCAGAUGACUAUGAUGGCUACACCCAAUAUCAACAAGGAGCUACAUUACCUGAACAAGGAAGACAAGUUGCUUCGAUGGCUUCUAGUUAAACACCGGGACCCGAAUUAUGGGCUGGAAUUCCUUCAUGAAAAUGAAGAAGAUGUGUUCAAAUUUUUUCGAGGCAGUUUAUGUGAUGAUGACAGUGACGAAGAUGAUGAUGAUGAUCGUGCUGAAUAUGAUGAUGCAGAAGAGGCGAGCAAGGAAAAUGAUGGGCUAUAGAAUUUUUUUCUCUCAUGUCUUUCGUGCUAAGGUUAAAUAGUUUGCCUUUGGAUUUUGAGUUUACCAUUCUCGUUCAGUUCCGACCUCAAGCACCUCGACCAGAGUUCUGUUGUUAUGACUAUUUUCUGAUAAAUAAGUUAGCUUUGUAUUAGAUCUGUAAAACAUGAAGCUUUCAUUUGUGUAAUCUGAAAGUUUUUGUUUGGAUGGUAAGAAUCUAUUAAUAAACAUUUUUCUCUUAA